Messenger RNA from Sinocyclocheilus grahami, 2355 nucleotides. Its product is annotated as ectonucleotide pyrophosphatase/phosphodiesterase family member 2-like. NCBI's taxonomy places the organism in Eukaryota, Metazoa, Chordata, Actinopteri, Cypriniformes, Cyprinidae. Gene Ontology annotation, molecular function: polysaccharide binding; calcium ion binding; alkylglycerophosphoethanolamine phosphodiesterase activity. The transcript is spliced from 19 exons. The record is from RefSeq and is a predicted model, not a curated record. Gene Ontology annotation, biological process: immune response; phosphatidylcholine catabolic process. Bases 28 to 1791 code for a protein of 587 amino acids.
GAGUCAGGGACCAGACACACAUCAGCCAUGCUGCAACUGAAAUGGGUAUUCUCCGUAUUAUAUCUUCUCUCGCGAAGCCCUGUGUGUGAGGCUUAUGUGGUCAGACGGUCCGGCAAGGCACGAUCAUCAGAUGAGUCUUUCUCAGGAUUUCUUUCUGACCACCCUUUUAGCAGCCUGUCAGGUUCCUGCAAAAACAGGUGCUUUGAACUAGUGGAAAGUGAACCCCCAAACUGUCGCUGUGACAACCUGUGCAAAACAUACAAUACUUGUUGCUCAGACUUUGAUGAGCACUGCCUGAAAACAGCUGGGGACUUUGAGUGCAGUAAAGACCGCUGUGGUGAAACUCGCAAUGAACAGCAUGCCUGUCACUGCUCAGAGGACUGCAUGGCUAAAGGAGACUGCUGCACCAACUACAGGUCUCUCUGCAAAGGUGAUGUUCCCUGGUUGCAGGAAGAGUGUGAAGAGAUUAAAAACCACGAGUGUCCAGCUGGGUUUGUUCGGCCGCCGAUCAUCAUGUUGUCUGUUGAUGGCUUUCGUGCAUCUUACAUGAAAAGAGGAAGCAUGGUGAUCCCCAAUAUUGAGAAACUCAGAUCAUGUGGAACACACGCACCAUACAUGAGACCUAUGUACCCCACCAAAACCUACCCAAAUUUGUAUACAAUUGCAACAGGGCUUUAUCCCGAGUCGCAUGGAAUUGUGGGUAACUCCAUGCAUGACCCUGGCUUUGAUGCCAACUUUAACAUCCGUGGGAAAGAAAAGCUUAACCAUCGAUGGUGGGGAGGACAACCUAUCUGGAUAACAGCAGUGAAACAGGGAGUAAAGGCUGGUACAUUUUUCUGGCCAGUUGGCAUUCCAUUGGAAAGGAGAGUUCUGACCAUGUUGCAGUGGCUUCACCUUCCGGAUGCGGAGAGGCCAUAUGUUUAUGCAAUGCAUUCUGAACAGCUGGAUUCCUGUGGCCACAAACUAGGACCCCACAGCACUGAGCUUGACAGUGCACUGAAGGACAUUGAUAAGGUGAUUGGACAGCUAAUGAAUGGCCUGAAACAGAUGAAACUGCACCGUUGUGUCAAUAUCAUCUUGGUUGGAGACCAUGGCAUGGAGGAAGCUCAUUGUGACCGCACAGAGUUCCUGAGCUCUUAUAUGUCCAACACUGAGGACAUCAUCCUAAUUCCUGGGUCUCUGGGAAGAAUCCGAGCCCGAAAUUCAAACAACUCUAAAUAUGAUGCAAAAGCAAUUGUAGCAAACCUUACGUGUAAAAAGCCAGACCAGCACUUCAAACCUUACUUGAAGCAGCAUCUUCCCAAACGUUUGCAUUAUGCCAACAACCACAGAAUUGAGGAGGUUCACUUGAUGGUUGAGAGGAAAUGGCACAUAGCACGGAAGUUAUAUGAAUCAAAAAGGAAUCAUGGGAAAUGUGGGUUUGCUGGUGAUCACGGAUAUGACAAUAAGAUCAACAGCAUGCAGACCAUUUUCCUUGGAUAUGGACCAUCUUUCAAAUUCAAGACAAAAAUUCCACCUUUUGAGAAUAUUGAGCUUUAUAAUGUCAUGUGUGAUCUCCUUGGUUUGAAGCCUGCCCCUAAUAAUGGUACCCAUGGUAGCCUUAACCAGCUUUUGAGGGCCCCUGUAUACAUACCCAGCAUGCCUGAAGAAGUGUGCAAGCCAAACCCUGUAGGACCAGUCACAGCUCUUAAUGAUGACCUGGGCUGCACCUGUGAAGACAAGGUUAGCAAUAGAGUAUUUUUAGAUCUUAAUAAAUCCUGUUACAUGGCUAUUAGGAAAUGUUUAUUCUGAACACUUAUAAUAAUAGGUUUGUUAAGGUGAAAAUUACUAUUACUGCUAUUACUGUUGUUCAUGCUUACUCUAAUAUUUAGCUUUGGUGUGUAACUCAACACUUUUUUUAUCUGGCGGACAAAAAAAAACAAACUACUCAAGUAGUUUCACUGAAGUCGGGACCCAUAUCAUAUUUUGGGGCCACUUGGGACUACUCAGCAGCAUGCUAGCAACCACAUAGAGCACCAUUGCAAUCACAUAGCAACCAUGGACAAGCAUUACUUUCUUGCGAAAUUAUAGUUUCAAGAAUAUUUGUUUCUAUUGAAAAAUUGACAGUUCAGGAAUAUUGUGCACCGUUUUAUGAUUGUAGUUUUAAUGAAGAGGUGGAUGACUAGAUUCUAAAGUCUUUACUGUUGCAUCUUACAUACUAUCAGUUAUUGCUCAUAAAGUCUAUGCUUCAUGUCCAUGUACUAGAGAUGCACGGGAUGAGCUAAAAUGUCACCCGAAUUCACUGCUUCAAAUAAAUUAUUCACCUGUCACCCACCUGCACCUAUAUUUUUCUCUGAUUUAGAUAACCGACCCGAC